AAUUAACUUUGACAGUUAAUUGAAGUGCUGUUGAUAUUUUUGGUUAACCGGAAUAAUCGGUAUUUUAUAGCAUUUAGACGGUUUUUUGAACGCGUUUUAAUGUACGACCGUAAUGUACUCGGGUGGAGACUCCACAGACGCGCAGAGUUAUAACCAAUGGGCUUUGAACCCAUCAGCUUACCAAAAUAUGGCAAAGGAGCAAGUCGAUUGGGCCGCUUUGGCCCAACAAUGGAUUAUUAUGAAGGAAGCAGGACCCCCAGUUCCAGAACCACCACAAAUCACACCUCAACAAGGGGUCAAACCCAUCAAAAAAGACAUAGAAGGCGGUGAGGCCCCUAUGGAUGUAGAAAACGAAAACGAAGAAAUUCAAUCACAAUGGAAUGAUGGAACGGGUUCUGGGGAUUCGUGGAAGUGGCAAUCACAACAACAACCACCAUGGAAUUGGGAGGCGAAUUGGAAUAAUCCCGGUUCUUCUAAUAACACUCCUAAACCUCCUUUGCUUCCUACACCUUCAAAUUUUAAUCAGUAUAAUUCAAAUGUUGAUAAUUCAAGUGAUAACUCUAAUUAUGGGUAUAACACAACUUCUAAUUAUCAAAGCGGAUAUUGGACAUCAUCGGGAGGUGCUAAAGUUAUUAAACCGCAUAAUAAACGUUAUAGUAAAGUCAAUGUACCAACCACUGUCGCAAAUACUUCUGUUCCUCCUCCGAAAGUUGUUAAUUUAGAUGCCGCAAAAAGGAAGCAAUUACCCGCUUGGAUAAGAGAGGGUUUAGAAAAAAUGGAACGAGAUAAAUUAAAACAAUUAGACCGAGAGAGGGAGAAACAGGAAAAAGCAGAAAAUGAAGCAAAAAGAAAAUUAUAUGAAAAGAAUGCUUUAGAAAUUUUAAAGGAUACUGUUAAAGAACAACAAGUUAAAAGUCGAUUUGAUUCUGGAUCUGAUGAAUCAGAAGAGGAUAUAGAAGGGCGUUCAUUGACUCCAGAAAUCCAAACAACUUCGCAACCACAAAGGUUAACUCAAGAGGAAAUGAUGGUUUGGGUACGAAGAACAAUGACGGAUAUUCUCCUCAAGGUAACAAACCGCGAAAUCCAGACUAUUUGUAAAGAAGAGUUGGAAAGAUUUGAAAGGAAGCAGAAAGCUUCAGAUCAACGCGUUUCCGCACCCAGUGGUGCCAACCUAAGCGCCAGACUUGGAUUGGGAGCAUACGGGGAGUCGGACAGUGACAAUUCGGAGGGAAAUUCGGAUGAUGAUGAUUCCGAUGCACAAUUAAGGGAGGAGAUUAAACGGAAAAAAGCUGAAUUCGUUAAAGUCGAACGUCAAAUUGAAGAAAAACUUGCUGAAGCCGAACGAAAGAGGGAACUUUUUAAUCAAAAUCGAGGUAGUCCUAUAAACGACAACAAAGAUACACAGGUAGACGCAAAAACUCCAGAAAAUUCUAAGCGAAAUCGUCGCGUUUCUUCCUCAAGUGAUUCCUUAUCGAAAGACAACAAUAAUCCAAAAUACGUCUCAUCGGACUCCGUUUCGACACCUUCGCGAAGUCGAAGUCGGUCGAAAGAUCGCAAAAAGUAUCGAUCAACAACGGAAAGGCGACGAUCAGACGACCGGAAACGAUUAAGAUCUAGAUCGAAUUCACGAUCACGAAAGUUAUCUUUAAGGCGUGAUCGACGUCUUAGGUCACCUUCAGUUUCAAGGUCACGAUCUAGGUCCAGAUCUAAACAAAGAUCGAGGUCGAAACAAAGAUCAAGAUCUAAUCAAAGAUCGAGAUCUAGACAGAGAUCAAGAUCGAAACAGAGGUCGAGGUCGAAACAACGGUCAAGAUCUAAACAGAGAUCAAGGUCGAGGUCGAAUUCGAGAAGAAGAUCGAGGUCUUACGGAAGAAGGAGAAGGUCGAGAUCGCGGAGAAGAUCGAGAUCAUCAAAACGGAAGAGGUCCCGGUCGCGCAGUAGCGGUAGGGAUUCCUCGGAAUAUUUACAAAAGAACCCAGAGUUUCCAAUGGAAAAAGUGCUCAUUAUUUCAAAGAUGAUGUACAUAUUGACGUUUCUAUAAGUUGUUAUUAUGAAAACAGUUAUCAGCUGAAAACGAUAAUCUAAUAUUAAUUAAGGUCUUCCUUAUCUUAUUUUUUGCAAUUUCGAACACGUGCGGUGUGCGAAAAUAUAAUUUCAACAUUUUGUGUUUAUUACGAAAUAGAUUUCGCCCCAUUUUGACCCUUUAGAUUUAAAUUAACUGUAUUCAAAAAUUGAUUACAAUAAAUGCCGAUGUAUUAAAAAAAG
Molecule: messenger RNA, 2265 nt
Organism: Onthophagus taurus
Lineage: Eukaryota; Metazoa; Arthropoda; Insecta; Coleoptera; Scarabaeidae
Product: arginine/serine-rich protein PNISR
Source: RefSeq, a predicted model, not a curated record